Molecule: messenger RNA, 3307 nt
Organism: Zerene cesonia (dogface butterfly)
Lineage: Eukaryota; Metazoa; Arthropoda; Insecta; Lepidoptera; Pieridae
Product: roundabout homolog 1-like
Exons: 15
Coding region: 191-2971 (926 amino acids)
Biological process (GO): cell-cell adhesion
Molecular function (GO): protein binding
Source: RefSeq, a predicted model, not a curated record
GACACGAGGCGGAUUGGUUGUGUCACGGACGAGUAUCCGAACGCUAUGUUUACGCGGGAAAAAGUUUUGACAUAUUGAAAUAGAAAAAAAACGCAAUUGUUUUUCGGAUUUUAAACAAAUAUUGUUGUUUUGAUGGAGAUUGUGUAAAAAUGUAAAUAGUUAAUUGUGUAAGGUGUUAUUUGGUGGCAGUAUGGUGGAUUUCGGUGGGAAUGAUUGUGAUAACGUCAUAAAUGGAAAGAGUCAAUUUGUCUAUCUGGUGUUUGUGCAUUUAUUACUCAUCGGUUUAAAUGGAACUAAUGCACAAAAUCGAGCGCCGCGUAUUAAAGAGCACCCAUCGAACACGGUAUCAGGUCGAAGUGAGCCAGCGACUUUAAGAUGUGUGGUGGAGGGCCGGCCCAAGCCGACCGUGCAGUGGUACAAGGAUGGAUCACCCUUACCCAGGGUUGAAGACGGACACAGGGUACUUUUAGAGGAUGGCUUGUUGUUUCUUAGGGUAAAUCGUGGAAAGAAAGAGAGUGACGAAGGGGUUUAUUGGUGUGUAGCACGAAAUAUUGCAGGGGAAGCUGUUAGUCAAAAUGCAACUUUAAAUGUAGCCGUUUUACGCGAUGAAUUCAGAGCUGAACCUAGAGACGUUCAGGUGGCAGCUGGAGAUCCCGCGUUGUUAGAAUGUAUACCUCCUAAGGGGGUUCCAGAUGCUUCUGUACAUUGGUUGAAAGAUGGUCAGCCGUAUGACGUAGAAGUUAAUGGCAGGGUGACAAUCACAGAAACCGGAAGUUUAAAAAUAUUGGAAACGCUACCAAAUGACAGUGGUCUUUUCCGAUGUGUCGCAUCCAACAUAGCUGGGGAAAGGCAAAGCCGAGCGGCUGCGCUUAUUGUACUAAGGCGACCGCAUUUUGUCACUAAACCCACUAAUAUCACAGCACUGGUCGGCCAAAACGUCGAAUUUAACUGCCAGAGUUACGACGCGAGCGUAAAAAUAACAUGGUACAAGGAAGACGGUGUUCUCCCGUCUCACGCGUCCAUAAUCCGCGGACUGUUACGGCUGGAACAGGUGUCCGCGUCCGACGCGGGUGUCUAUUCCUGUCGGGCCGAUAGCCAUACGGGCACUAGUGUCGCGAGUGCUACUUUGACUGUUUAUUCGUUACCCCACUUCACGCAGAUACCGUCCAACUUGACCGCUUGGGAAGGGGACGUGGUAUCGAUACCCUGUGAAGCAAAAGGCUUACCUACACCUACUACUUUCUGGAUAUUAGAAGGUGUUCAGGAUAGCCUGCUAUUUCCAGAAUGUACAAAGAGCAAUUCCAGCUUAUUGUAUCUCGACGGGGUAAAAGUAGAACACGGCGGAAGAGUAAUAUGUGUUGCCGUUAAUGCGGCUGGAAGCGUGAUGCAAGAAGCUUAUCUUAAUGUUCUAAGAAAGGGCGAUGUAUUAGAGCAUUCCUCAGAUGACUUCGACGUAAAUUACGAACACCAGAUCCGUAUGACGGAGUACGAGUUCGUUCAAGCGAGGAAAUAUUUGCAACAGAACGUUUUAGUAUUAAAGAGGGUGGAAACUUUGUCGUCGACUUCGCUCAAAGUUGUUUGGGAUGUUCUAACUGAUUACAACGAGUAUUUGGAAGGAGUGAAGAUCUGGUACAACGGUACUUCGUUGAAUUGGCGUAAUAGUACCGAAGAUGGAUCCAUUUUAAAUGUGUCUCAAGUGGACACAUGUUCUAAUGGAUCUCUUGUGCAUGUUGAUAACAGCGGCUCGUCUAGUUACGUACUGUCUGGGUUGCGAGCGUAUGUGCAAUAUGACGUUUUUCUAAUGCCCUUCUAUAAGAUGCUAUUGGGUAAACCUUCGAACUCGAUGGUUGGUUCAACAGAUGACGACGUGCCCUCACACCCUCCGCAAAGCGUGACGGGCGGAGUGAUAAACGCGAGCUCGGCGUGGAUCCGCUGGGAGCCGCCGCCGGCUGACACGUGGAAUGGGGAGCUUACUGGAUACUUGAUCGAAAUCCGCGUGGGCAGCGGCACGUCGGGGCGCGUGGUGGGGCAGAUGUCGCUGGGCGCGCGCACCCGCGCCGCGGCCGCGAGCUCGCUGCGCGCGGGCGGCCGCUACAGCGCGCGCGCGGCCGCCGCCACGCGCCGCGGCCGCGGGCCCUUCAGCGCGCCCGCGCUCAUACACAUGCUACCCAUGCAGUCGCAGCGACAUUAUGUGCAGACGGAACCACCUCACGAUUCCACGAUCCCGCACAUUUUACAAGAGACCUGGUUAUUGGCGCUUGGCCUGACAUUAUUCUCGGUGAUCGUUAUCGGUGUUGUCAGCAUCUAUUAUAUCAGGCGACGGAAUGGCAUUCAGAGGAAGAAGGCCACUGGUCAAGCGAUAGUCCCAGCGCAGUGCUUACUGAACAAGGACACGAUCUGGUUGCGAGACCGGCCCGUGUUCGCCGCUCCCGAUACGCACAUGGACACCUGCCAGACCCUGCUCACUUCGGGCCAAUCAGCGAUCAACAUAGAGCCCGAGUACUGUCUGCCGCAGAACUCCAUACAGGGUGUGGAGGGGAGCGCGGAGAGGAUCAAGCGCCCGGAGCCCUACGCCUCUAGUGCUAUUUACACUGAACUUAAUUUCAAGGACAGCAACGAAACCAGCGACGCGCAUUACCCCGAACGCCGCUCCAACAGCAUAGUCCGCUCUUGCAACGGCAGCGUCCAAUACUCGCACGAGUGCUCCACGUGCCACAGCUCGUCCAGUCGAUCGACUAACCGCGACUACAAGGAACUGAGGCACGAGGACGACGACUCGACCCGCUCGCGCAGUCGACAGAACGAUCUAGAAUACGACUACCCGCAGUGGCACUGGCUCGGCCGCGAGAAUAGCUUCAAAAUCCCGAUACAGCGCGCGAAUCGGACGGAACAGGGCUGUCAAAUAAAUCUGUGUGAUAUAUUGCCGCCGCCGCCGUAUGAGAGUCCUGAGAGCAAAAACCAACUAAAGUAAGUGUAUCGGAAGCUUAGAAAUUAGUCGAAAUACGAAGCAAUAAUAUAUAUAUCAUUUUGAAACUCAUGUAGAUAAUAGAGAUUUUGACAGUUUUUACCUGCGUAUAUGUGUAUUAGAAAGUGUACGGAACUGCUGUAUCCAAUUUAAUAGAAUUCUUGUAUAUUUAAUCGACUCACGUUGUUUUAGUUAUUUUCUACUUAUGUUAACCGUUUCUGAUUUUAUCUAAUAAAUAAAUGGAUCGUUUUACAAUUUCCGAAUAAAUUAAAAAUAAUAUUUUUUAUUAAUAACAAUAUUAACAUAACGCAUAUUGUUUUGGGGUGAUUACAAUUUAUAUGA